This is a messenger RNA of Electrophorus electricus (electric eel), 4733 nucleotides long. It is a transcript of the gene arhgap39, whose product is annotated as Rho GTPase activating protein 39. The record is from RefSeq and is a predicted model, not a curated record. Gene Ontology annotation, biological process: signal transduction. Lineage: Eukaryota; Metazoa; Chordata; Actinopteri; Gymnotiformes; Gymnotidae. Gene Ontology annotation, cellular component: cytoskeleton; cytoplasm. Gene Ontology annotation, molecular function: protein binding; GTPase activator activity.
GACCGCGCGUGCUCCAGAUACAGCUCUGUACUGCGGAGGUAGAGUCCCUACCACCAUGACUGAUGUCCUGGGGAUUACUCUCGCCGGAUUUUAACUGGAAAAAGAGGGAACAUGGCAGAGAGGUUGGAGUGGGUGGAGAUCAUCGAGCCGCGCACGCGGGAGCGCAUGUACGCAAACCUGCUGACGGGUGAGUGUGUGUGGGAUGCACCUGCGGGUGUGCGCAUCAAACGCAGUGGCCAGGACCAGUGGUGGGAGCUCUUCGACUCCAACACCUCGCGUUUCUACUACUACAAUGCCUCCACCCAGCGCACUGUCUGGCACCGGCCACAUGGCUGCGACAUCAUCCCCCUGGCCAAGCUCCAGACCCUCAAGCAGAACACGGACGCGGUGCCGCCCAUCGCCGCAGCGAUUGCUGCCUCGGCAGACAGCAGCCCUGCCCGCAGCGCCAUCAGCAACGCGUCGUCGCAAGAGCAGGAGGAGAAAUCGGCACCCAGGGAGGAGGGUGAGAGGUUCAGGUGGGGAACUGGCAGCAAGGACAGGAUGUUGAUUAAAGUUUCUGAUAGGGAGCCGAGUUUUCUGACACAGGGCAACGGCUUUUCUGGCUCCUCCCCACGCUCCAGGCGCUCAUCAAGCAACACCCCCUCUGACCCAGAAGCCACUCAACACUCUCUACCCGACCGCCGUCAAUCACAGUCUCCUUUCUUGAAGAGGGCGGAGCUUGGCGGAACUCAGCGCCGUUGCUCGGGUGAUUCGCAGCCCCCUUCUCCACGUUACGCUUAUGAGCCUCCACUUUACGAGGAGCCGCCCUCAGAGUACCAGUCUGCACCUAUUUAUGAAGAACCACCCAGUGAUAUGCAUUGUGACCCCAGCCUUUAUGGCUCUGAUAGGUCACCAGCACGUAAACCUGGUCUUUACCACUCCCCUAAACAAAGCCCUUCCCCAUACGGUCAACUAGUGUUGACCAGACAAAGAGGUUCUACCCCAGAGAAGAUCUCCAACCAGGGAGACCGUGACUAUAGCUCAAGUGGGCGUGACUAUAGUUCUGCAGGGCUGGACUAUAGUUUCGAUGGACGGGACUACAGCUCUGGUGGGCGGGAUUAUAACUCUGGUGGGAGGGAGUACAGCGCAGCAGGGCGGGAGUAUGUAAAGCAGCUGGUGUAUGUGGAACAGUCAGGCUCCUCCCCCCGAUUCCGGACAACGGAGCGACUCCUGAGCUACGGAACGACUGGACCGUGUGGAAUGUCCGCUGGAAUGUCUUACGGUGGCUCUUUCACACUACAGCACAGCCAUGAGAGUGGCGGUGGCAAUCGAAAACGUAAGAACCGCAAGCCCUCUUUGCCUGGUGGUGAGGGGGAUGGCAGUGGUUUGGCUGUAGGAGCAAUGCUUACACAGGCACGACUUGCCUGGGAAGCACAGCAGCUCAUACAGCAGCGUGGGGGUGGGGCAUUGGGAGGCGGGGCCAAGGACGGUUAUGAGAGCGACGGGGCCAUGCCCCUGCCACUGCCGGGACCAGUGGUUCGGGCAUUUAGCGAGGACGAAGCUCUGGCCCAGCAGGACACCCACUGGAAACGAGCUACUCUGGACAGACUUGCAUUCCCUCAGACACUUCUUGAGAAGAGCUUGUCUGUGCAAACCAACCUGGCAUCACCAGAACCUUAUCUGCACCCUUCCCAGUCGGAAGAUCUCGGUGCGUGCUCACAAUUCGAGGCGAGCCGGAACGCCCGGAACAUAAUGCCUAGUGCCAGCUGCGGCGUGUUUCCGGAAUUCUCCCUACGGAAGCCCUCCUCCGAGACUGACAUUGAGAACUGGGCGUCCAAGCACUUCAACAAACAUACACAGGGCCUGUUCAGGAGGAAGGUGUCCAUUGCCAAUAUGUUGUCAUGGAGCAGUGAGCCAAUCAAGAAGCCCAUGAUUGUGACAACAGACCGCAUGGUCAAGCGUGAAGCUGUGGAGCUCUUCAAGCUAAUCCAGACCUACAUGGGGGACCGGCGCGGGAAAACUGAACCAAUGGCUGUGGCCCUGGAGGUGGCAGUACGUGGCUGGAGCCACCAGGGUCUCCGGGAUGAGCUCUACAUCCAGCUGUGCCGGCAGACCACUGAGAACUUCCGCUAUGACAGUCUGCAGCGUGGCUGGGAGCUCAUGGCUAUCUGCCUGGCCUUCUUCCCUCCCACGCCGCGUUUCCAUAGCUACCUGGAAGGUUACAUCUACAGACACAUGGACCCACUCAACGAUACCAAAGGAGUGGCCAUUAGCAGCUAUGCGAAGUACUGCUACCGUAAAUUACAGAAAUCUGCACUAACUGGAGCUAAAAAGGGUUUAAAGAAGCCUUGUCUCGAAGAGGUAGCUUAUGCCCGGAAUGCCAUCUUUAGCCCCUCUAUGUUUGGCUCUUCUCUGGAGGAAGUCAUGGUGAUGCAGAAGGAGCGUUACCCUGACAGACAGUUGCCAUGGGUACAGACCCGUUUGUCAGAGGAAGUUCUGGGUUUGAAUGGAGACCAGACUGAGGGCAUCUUCAGGGUGCCUGGAGACAUAGACGAGGUGAAUGCGCUGAAGUUGCAGGUGGACCAUUGGAAAGUGCCAACAGGCCUGGAAGACCCACAUAUCCCAGCAUCUUUGUUGAAGCUGUGGUACCGGGAGCUGGAGGAGCCAGUGAUUCCUCACGAGUAUUACCAAGAGUGCAUCUCUAACUACGACAGUCCUGAAGCUGCAGUCAGCGUCGUCCAGAACCUUCCUCACAUCAACAAACUGGUGCUCUGCUACCUCAUCCGUUUCUUACAGGUGUUUGCCCAGCCUGCCAACGUAGCCAUCACUAAAAUGGACGUAAGCAACUUGGCGAUGGUGAUGGCUCCCAACUGUCUGCGCUGUCUGUCCGACGACCCGCGCGUCAUCUUUGAGAACACCCGCAAGGAGAUGAGCUUUAUCCGCAUGCUCAUUCAACACCUUGACACUAGCUUCAUGGACGGAGUUCUAUAGCCUGCAGAACAUGCAUACGUGCACACACACACACUUUCAUACGCAAACAUGCAAAACUCAUCUGUAUGCCUACGUUCUCCCUUUGACAUACACAUAUAUAGGCAUAAAUAUUACACAAAAUGUGAAAUAUGAUUAUGAACAAGCAAAGCAGACUCUGUAGACAUCUCUAGAGCAGCACACAUUGGUAUGAACUCACAUGCAAACACACAGAUUCACACCCACUGGACUGCACCUACAUUCCGUUUCAGGCCCUUUAUGAUUUCUGUGUUUUUGAAUGGAGCUGUGUGUCCAUGUAUACCAGUGACCUUGUGAGUGUGUUUGUGUGUGACUGUGUGUCUUGAAAGUGUGUGUGCGUGCAUGUGUGCGAUUCCGUCUAAUACUGAUUUUUAACUUGACUGACCUAAAUGACAGUCUACUAGUCUACUUGUUUUUAUAUGAUUAAUUUAUUUUUUAUUUAUUUUAACAGGUGUUUAUAACUAUUGCGUUUUGAGACAAUUUGUCAGCCUUGGCACUGUGUGUGUGUGUGUGUGUGUGUGUGUGUGUGUGUGUUUGUGUGUGUGUGUGUUUGUGUAUGACAGAGAGACUGCGACUGUGAGUGUAUGCUCAUGUUUAUGUACAGAGUGUUUCACAUAACUGUUCUCAUUUGCUUUCUGACUGUUUUAACAUACCACUCUGUGUGAACUACUGGGUGAAGGCUAUGAAGGAACAAGGCACAUGCCACCAUGUGCACACUACUGACACACCACCCCAGCACAGUCUCUCAACCACACACUAACACAAACCUACAACUCACGUUCACUCAUAGGUCCUGAAGCACACACCACACACACCAGCAGACAUUGAAUUGGGUUGGUGAUUGUAAUGACAUAACACACUGCCACAUAUAAAAAAAAUGAAUACAUGGUGUACUCACAUAUUUCUCCUCCCCUCAGGAGGAGCAGAAGAGAUAGCAUGAGGAAGAGACAGUGAUUAAAGAAGUUUAAUUUUAAAAAAGACUAGGCUUAUCUAGUCUUCACAUUCAAUUCAUGGCCACCAUGUUCAUUAUCAUUUAAGUAAUUCAAAAGAGAAAGAAAAAUACAAAAAAAGAAAAAUGUGAAUAACAUAAACAAAAAUGUAAUAUCACAAAAAGGAAUACUUCAAAAUCUGACAGCAAGUGAGUUGAGAACGACAAAGGUUUGGGUUUGUUUGUCAUUUUAGUGAACUAAAACCAAGCUAUUAGCAGAAACAUAGGAGUAAUAAAUGAUACAUAAAUUGCAAAAUAAAGAUGCCCAAGCUGGAUAACAAACCACUGAAAUGUGUCUGAAAAGGAGUGAGAGGUGAGAAAUUUCAAAAAGAAAAAAGUUAAGAUGAAACACUCGAGUAGCUCACUGUGACCAGCAUCCUCAGAGCAGCACAUACACACACCACAAGCACACACACUUACAAACCACACACACACACACACACACACACACACACACACACACACACACACACACACACACACACACACACUCACUCACUCACUCUCUCUCACACUCACUCACUAUGAACACAUACAUAGCUCAUCUGGCACACAGACAGGAAAGGCAGUGUGAAAAAGAAGUGAUUUCUGUGUGGAUGGCAGUCUGCUAAUGCUCCUGUCUCAGAUUACUACAUGGUUUUCUUAUGUUAAUGAAUUCAUGCUGAUAAAAACCCCUCUCUCCCCAUUUGUUCUGAGGUCUAAUAGUGACUUUGUUAAAUGGGAUACGGUCUAACUUUACAUUGUUUAAUAAACAAUUCAA